AUGGUAGUUUCACGCCAUUUCUGUGCCGUUUCUUCUGCCAUCAAGACGGUCCUGGCUGUCCAUCUUGUUGCAACCAGGCCUAUCAUACUGUCCAGCAUAACCGCGGUGACCUUUGUUCAGGUUAGCAUCAACUGCCCUCGAGGAGGUAGUAGGAUACUUACCUUAAGUUCCUCUCCAAUAGUGCGAAUCGAGCGGGCCAACCUCAGGCCAUCUAUUCUGUGGAUUUCUAAAUUGGUAUAUCCACGGAACAUUACCUCUGAUAUGGUCUGCACAAUUCCCGUGAGAGGCUCAAGAAUCUUCAACAAGCAGAUCGCUCUCUUCCAGACACUCAACGAUCAGUGCAGCCUCGUCAUCCAUAUAGUGAAGGCGCAGUCGUUUGAACAUCUCAGCGGUAUUUCGAAGAACAUGCGUUAG
Molecule: messenger RNA, 414 nt
Organism: Pseudogymnoascus destructans
Lineage: Eukaryota; Fungi; Ascomycota; Leotiomycetes; Thelebolales; Thelebolaceae
Exons: 2
Coding region: 1-414 (137 amino acids)
Source: RefSeq, a predicted model, not a curated record